Penicillium maclennaniae is the source of this 672-nucleotide messenger RNA. RefSeq lists its product as uncharacterized. NCBI's taxonomy places the organism in Eukaryota, Fungi, Ascomycota, Eurotiomycetes, Eurotiales, Aspergillaceae. The coding region runs from base 1 to 672 and encodes 223 amino acids. The record is from RefSeq and is a predicted model, not a curated record. The transcript is spliced from 2 exons.
AUGGGCCCUGAAAUGUCGCCCCCAACAUCUGGUAAAAAGGCUUCCCCGGCCAAACGCCCCCCAAGGAAACCCGUAGCUCGCGGCAAGUGGAGUGAGGAGAAGCUGUUGACGAGCGACAAGUCUGUUCUCAUUCAUGAAGACCUUGUGAAGCUCUUAGCGAAACCUGAAGCAUGGAACUUGCUUGAAGAAGCUGAGAAGCGUGAGAUUCUAGCUCUCCUCCCCGCAGACAUCCACCCGGACUGGGAUCUGUCAAAGACAGAUCCCGAAUAUCGAAUUCCACCACUGCCACAGGAAUUUAUUCGAUACUCAACUAAUUGGCGGGAGGGCAUCCGUGUUUUCCAACUCGAUCUGGAAAACGGCCGGUACGAUCCCCAAUGGUUACGCCAAGCCGAAAAUGCUAGGCGCAAGCGCGAGAAUGGCGAUUUCGACAAAUUCAAAGAAAGGGAGUUUGAGGAGUUCUGGGGACAGAAGCAAAGAAUGGACAUGGCGGCCGCAGCUGGCGAGCAUGGUCGUAUACAAUUGCGUGAGCUCGUUGCGGCCGGUGUCAUUAAGCUUGGUGAUGUAUGGCGAUUCAACUUCGUCUUCGGCAGGGAGAAAAUCGACUGGUUAUCGACAAGGAAGCUCGGGUAUGGAUCAUCUAGGUUGAAGACCCCUGAUAUUACAGAUUGCUAA